Molecule: messenger RNA, 8755 nt
Organism: Pelobates cultripes (western spadefoot toad)
Lineage: Eukaryota; Metazoa; Chordata; Amphibia; Anura; Pelobatidae
Source: the annotation of a GenBank genome assembly
AAAAUAUUAAAGUAAAGACUAUAAUAAAGUAAAAGUAUAAAAUAUGACUUGCUGACAUUUGUUUUCCAGGCAUGGCAUUAAAGGGCAGAGUGCCACAGCAAGAUUGGGGUUACGUUAAUGUGAGAAGUGAUGCACACAUGUUUUGGUGGUUAUAUUACGCAACCCAUGCUACAAAAAACUAUACUGACGUUCCGUUGGUUAUGUGGCUUCAGGUAAGAGAAUUGUUACAUUUCUGAAAAUUUUAAGAUGCAAUCUUCCGAAAUUAUAUGCCAACACCACUACCUUUUUAUACGGCAUCUACUGACCAGCAGGUUCUUACCCUGGUCCACAUUACUGUUCUGUCAAAUAUUCGAAACAUGAGACAGAAAACUAAUAUUAUUCAAGUGUGAGAGAUCCUGAUUUCCUACAGGAUGAAACAUAAUAUCUCUUAUUGUCAAGGGAUCACAGAUUUCAUAAAACGCUCCCACACUAAAAAUAGCCUUUAUGAUCCACUAUUAAAUAAACUCAACAAGUACCAUAAUCCAACGAUGUGGAAAUUUAAAAACCAUUGCUUAUUUAAUGAUUCCAUGUAAAGACAUUCUCCAGACAUGUCCGUCUCCCUCUCUCUCUGUUAGACUGUGACUUACACAAACAUGAUUUUUAUUGUAUUUUAAAAGGGUGGACCGGGAGCUUCUGGAUGUGGAUAUGGAAACUUUGAAGAAAUUGGCCCUUAUGACACGUACUUGCAUGAAAGGAACACGACCUGGGUAUGAUGGCGGUUUUCGUUUUUUUUUUUUUUAUUUGUGGGUAAGGUAGCGACUGUUUUUAGACAAGAAAUCACAACCUAUUUUUCCCGGUACAAGCUGUCAGUGGGAAACCGUGUCCAAAUCUGAUGGAAUUAUUAUUAUUAUUUUUUUUUUUGUGUUUGAAUAGAGUAUAUAAUCAUUGUCUCUAGUGCCUACCCUUAAGACAUCCAUAGAUAUAUUGUAUGCUCUGUGCAUCCACAUUGAGGUGUCAUUGAGUACUCAAUCAGGGUUAUUUAGCUGAACUUCCGGUUCAGCUAUUUUAUACCAAGAUAGCUGAACUGGAAGCAUAGCUGACUGGGAGAUUUCCCCAAUACAGCUAGUUUGACCUUACAGGGACACUAUAGUCACCAAAGCAACUUAAGUUUAAUGAAGCUGUUUUGGUGUAUAGAUCAUGCCCCUGCAGUCUCACUGUUCCAUUCUCAGCCAUUUAGGAGUUAAAGCACUUUGUUUAUACAGCCCUAGUCACACCUCCCAGUAUGUGACUUAAACCGCCUUUCUAAACACCUCCUGUAAAAUGAGAUCUAAUGGUUUUUACUUCCUUUAUUGCACAGUCUGUUUAAUUUGGAAUUUUUUUUAUCCCCUGCACUGUUAAUAGCCUCAUAUACCCUACAUAAUCAGAAACAAGAGAUUUUGAUUCCUAAAUGGCAGAGAAUUGAGCAGUGAGACUACAAGGCCUAAUCUACACACCAAAACUACUUAAUUAGGCUAAAGUUGUUUUGAUGCCUAUAGUAUCCUUUUAAAUUUACUUUGAAUUCCCACUUUAGCGAAUAACCCUGAAACUGUGGAUUUUACAAGUGGAUCCAAGCUUUCUUUUUUAUGCCUUCCGUAAAGGGAUAUUCACUGUCUGUCACUGUGAGUGCAUUAAAUGAACCACACUCCUUGUUUUUCUCUAUUUAAAUGGUCUGUAAACUGUGUUCUAGGUAAAGGAAGCUAGUGUUCUCUUUGUGGAUAACCCGGUGGGAACUGGAUUCAGCUACACCACUAAUGACGAUGCUUUUGCAAAGGAUGUGUCCACUGUUUCUGCUGAUAUGAUUGUUCUUCUCAAAGACUUCUUUAACUCCAAGACGGAGUUCCAGGUGAUUAUACAAAGUACUGGGUGGCAGCUCUGCCGGCAUUGUGAAUGUGUGCCACGCAGAGUUCGACUGCUCGGAACAAUCAGAGUAAAUGAUAAUGUAGAUAUGCCAGUGACGGGUCUGUAUGGGAAGUUCAACACUGGUAGGGUUAAUGACUUGUCUGCAGUGGCGUAGCUAGAGGGUGCAGGGGCGGCCAGGGUCAGGCAUGCUCCAGAGCCGGUGAGCUCGGACACACUAAAUGACUUGAUCAUGAGAUGUAAUUCCUUUUCUGUUUUGGUUAUUGUGUGUUUUGUUCUUUUUCAUACUUUUUUAUUUAUUUUUUUCCCUUUUAUUUUCUAGAAAAUACCAUUCUAUAUAUUUUCCGAGUCCUAUGGAGGGAAGAUGGCAGCUGCGAUUUCUUUAGCACUUAACAAGGCAAGUUGCAUCAAUUUAAGGGGAGCUCUUUGAUCCAUAAGUAAUAGAACACUCUGCAGUGGUUGUGGUGCGAGCAAGACCCUGGUUCUGUGUUAAACUUUUUUUUUUUUUAUUAUUGGUUUGACCGAGAUUGUCUUCUGGAUGCCUGCAGCCCUGCCCCUCACUGUCCACAUCACUAAUACAGAAAUUUUUAAUUAACAAUACCCAUUCCAACCAAAUUUUGCUAACAUUUACUGCCAGUCCAUAUUGUUUUCAAAGUUGGACAUAAUUGAAAACUGUUUGACAUAUAGUCAGAAGCAAUCUGUACCAUACCCAUUACAGAGAACUGCAGUGCUUAGUGUUCCUUUAAAGCUAAAAUAGUAGAGCCAAAGAAAGAGUUGGGUAUUAUACAUUUAUUUCUUUGGUAUAGUUUCAUCCCCUGUGCUAUUUCUUCUUUACCAGGAAAUAAAGUCAGGAAGAAUUAAAUGUAACUUUGGAGGAGUUGCUCUCGGUGAUUCCUGGAUAUCUCCUGUUGGUGAGUUAACGCUGUUUACGUAUUGCUUGGGGUCUCCCUAACUCGAAAUAGAAAUAAAUGACUGAGGACCUUGCACACUGUGCUUAGAAAAGUCCACUACACCUCACUGCUCCACAUAUCAGGCCAAAACCGUGGUCUGAUAGGAAGCUGAUAUGUAUGCCCUCUGUCAUGGCACAAGCUAAAACUCCUUCGAGUUCUGAUCGGGGACUAACUGGAGACGAAGCUCCUGAGUUUAUGUCCAUUCUCGGUGUCCUCUCUCUUUCUUUUGGAAAUGCUAAAUACCAAAGUUUUUUAUGAGAUGGUCGUUCAUCAUUACCACAUCAUUUCCCUGUUUAAAAUUCUAAAUCAUGUAACACCUGUGAUGGGGUGUCUGUGUCUCCCACUCCACCUUUACUGUUUCACUGAACCAAGGCUCUUUAUUUCCUGCUGUGCUGUAAGAUUGCUGUCUAUCCAUUUUGCUGGACCACUGUCUCACAAGGUCUUAUCUCGGCCUUCACGAUAAGAUGUAAGCAGAGAUAAAAUGGGUAAAAGGAGUCCACACAUUCACCUGUCUCUUCUGUUUGCAGAUUCUGUUUUAAGCUGGGGCCCCUAUCUUUACAGUGCUGUAAGUAUAUGUUGUUUUCAAAAUACCAGAUAACUUUUUUUAUAAAAGGUCAGUUUUGAGUUAAACAACAAUGCUACAAAAUAAUGUAUUUAAAUUCUACAUCGUGCAUUGUGUGAAAAUGGUUUAAAUGAGCUUAAGGAACACUGCAUGUAUCGUAACCACUACAGCUCGUUGUAGUGUAUAUGGUGCCAUGUUUGCCUUGUUUUGACAACUUACCUGGGUCCCACUGGACGCCCACAGCAUGUCUGCUCUUCUCCUCAUGUUGUAGCUGAGUAUCCCAUAACUUGAAAAUUAUGAACAUCUGUAUCUCUUGUAUUUCAGUCUCUGCUUGAUGAUCAAGGUCUAAGCAAGGUUAAGGAGUGUGCGAAGGAAGUGCAGAACGCUGUCAAGAAUAAUCAGUUUGACCGCGCCACAGAAUUGUGGAGUAAAACAGAGGACGUAGUCGAACAGGUAUCAUUUUGAUUUAUCAGAAUCCUAAUUUGUACAUUAUAUAGAAUAGAUGGCUAUUUAAUAUAUUUUACAUACGUGUGUGUGUGUGUUGCAUAUGCAUGUUUGUGAAUUUUUUUUGAUGUCUAGAUCUUCAGAUUUGGCCACAGGAACUGCCAACAGAUCAGGUUAAUGGGAUAUGUUCAUCAAAUAUAUAACCACAAUAUAAAUGUUUCUACUGUAAUAUAUUUAUUUUAUAUAGUCUAGAUCUUGUUUGCAGACUUUGAUAAAUAUAGAAUUAUAUAUUCCAGGUCAAUUCAAGUGCUUUUCAUAGGCCCAUCUUUAUAGCCUCUUUCUCAUAACUGCUUUAAACCGAACCAUUCUGGCUAACCCCCAGAAUUAAAGUAAUCGACUAGUGUGUAUUAUGUCCAGCCUCUGUCUGUUGUCCAUAUCGGCCUUUUGUCUGCCAGGUGACCAAUAUAUGGUCUAAUAUAUGAAUGUGACAGUAGAUAGUGUGAGAUGUUUUCCUGCGUUACUGAUGUCAGUCCAUUUGCAUGCAGUUUGUAUUGAGUAUUUUGUAACAGGAAGACCUGGGUAACUCUCUAGAUUUUGGAUGCUACAAAAGUAACACAAAGCCAGUCCUAUGAUUAAGGGGGCCAGAGAUACAUUUCUUAGUAGAAACAAGAUAUAGGCGACAGUAUGGAAGGUGCUGAUUGGGAGGAGAUCUGGGAGGCCUUUGGCCAAGGUUUCUACAGGUUUCACCAAGACUUUCUAUAUCACCUGGGUUACAGGGGCAAUCCUGUUAAAAUGAUGCUUAGGUUCUUCCAAUGCACAUAGGGAGGGGGGAGCUGCAGUGUGCCUUUCUGGCCCUUAGAGCAUGUUUUAUCACAUUUGCUGGCCGUGGCCUAGAAUUUAAGCAGUUUGACAUUGAAAUGCCCCUCUGCUCUCUAGAGCUUUUGAAAAGCUUAUUACACUGGAAUCAUGGAUGUGUCUACUUUCUUUCUCUUCUAAUAAUCUUGAGAAAAUACAAAACAAGCGAACAUCCAUAAUCUCCUAGCAAUUAGAAAAUCCAUUAAACAAUUCUCUGCCCUCUGUGUUUGCCUUUAGAAGCUCCGAUUCAAACUGAGGCGCAUCUAGCCAAAAUAUUAUCUGAUGCAGUGCAUCGCACCCCAUGUAAAUGUGAAGCCUGGAUUUGGUGCAUGUGUGUUAUUGGUGGCAAGUCUCUACUCCACAAACAGGCUGCUUUUUAAAAAAAAAAAUUUCCGUCCCACUUUAGCUUUUUUGUUUGUUUUAAAAUCUUCUGGCCAUCAGAUCAGUAUACAAUGAUACUUAUGUUAUACAGACUCUGUCUGCAGAAAGUCCUGACAGUGUUUGUGCAUGAUGAUACUUUGGCCUCUGCUAAUUAUAGUGAAGUAAAAAAUCUCUGAGCAGAUACAUUUAUUAGCUUCCCUUCUGGUUAGUCUUCUCUCAAACUAUUUAAAGCUCAUUUGUGCUAUUACAGAGUGAACCAAUUUCAUUUCCUCAUCAUACUGAUCUCUCCUGCAGUGGCAUCUUGAAGCUAAAUGCUAACAUUUUCCUUUUGCACAAGAAACACAGCAGCUUACGUUGGGCCUCCUCAGUGACGAGUGAUAUUUUUGCUCGCACUGCCUAGAUGGGUUAUGUCUGGUUUCAUAUGCGUCUGGUGCCUUUGCAAAAACCAGGAAUCUUUACAUGGGGCAGGCUGUACAGCCAGUGGGUAUCCUGUGUUUGCAGUCACGUAAAGAGAACUAUAGUAAAAUAAGGUUUGCUCAUCUGCUCCUUAACAUUACUCUGACCUGCAUUCACCAUCUGACCUUAAUCUGCUUUGUCUUUUCAGUAUACAGAUAAUGUGAAUUUUUACAACAUUUUAACCAAAGAAUCUACAAUGGACUACAGAAACAAAUUUAUGGAAAACUCAAAAUUUGGCAACAAUUUUCUCGGUAAGCUCUAAAAUGUAAUUGGUGAGAUUCUGGGUCUUGUAUCAAUGUUACAAAUUCUCAAAACUUUUCUUCUUUAGGGAAGCUUUUUCAACGUCACCUGCUACCUCGGCAAAACGACUACCUGUCUGAACUGAUGAAUGGACCAAUAAGGAAAGUGCUGAAAAUCAUUCCUGAUGAUGUCAUGUGGGGAGGUACAUUUAUUAGUUUAUAAUUCUGAACCAUAGAAAGUAAUAUCUACAUGAAGCAAUGUAUGUUGGUAUAAGUAAAUGAUUUUGACCAGGAGACUUUUUUUUUUGUGUGUGUGUGUCUGUGUGUGUGUGUAUAUUCUGACGUGCUAUGUUGCUCUCAAUACCUUAACUCUUCAGAUUAAUAUAGAGAUAUCCCUUUCAAAUCAGGUCAAGCCCAAGAUGUAUUUGCCAAGAUGGCUGGUGACUUCAUGAAGCCUGUCAUUGACAUUGUUGAUGAACUCUUGAGUGAGAACAUUAAUGUUACUGUGUAUAAUGGACAGCUGGACCUGAUUGUGGACACAGUGGGUAAGUCCAGCUUCCACUACAGAUUUGUAGCCUUUGCCUCUUUUUGUGAUUUCAUUGACAAAGAAUGCUAAAUCCGUUUGGCCAAAAAAAAACAACAUCCCUUUUAAUCAACCGUGUUAAUUGUUUUAUUUUAUAAUUCUUAAACUGCUCAAUGGUUUCAAUAUACUAGAUUAGUGUACCUGCCUUGAAUUUGUUAUUGGAGACAGGUAUAGCGUACCUUAAUACAUCGUUCUAUUACCUCCUUCACCAGCAAUAAAACCUGGAAUGUGUUAAUGCAAGUGCAAAUUUUAUCUUGAGAUCUUGUUUAUUACAUAUAUUUUACAUUACAUAUAUAUAUAUAUAUAUAUAUAUAUAUAUAUAUAUAUAUAUAUAUAUAUAUAUAUAUAUAUAUAUAUAUUUUAUUUUGUAAUCAAUAAAAUUACAGAGCUAUAUAGGGCAAAGAGACCAGAAUGUUUGUGGGAUUUCUUCCCCUUUUUUUUCCCCAUUUAAUCUAAGUGAACAGUUUAGUCCUGGUACCAAAACUUUGUCCCAACGUGUAUUGUUUCGGGAUGGGAUCCAUUUUUUGUUUGUUUGUUUGUGUUUUUAGGGCAGGAGAACUGGGUAAAACAAUUAAAGUGGCAGAAAAUGGUUGAGUUCAGAAACCGUGUGUGGAGCCCACUUCACAUGUGUCCUCAGUGCACAGAGACUGUGGCUUUUCAUAAAUCGUACGAAAACUUCAGCUUUUUCUGGAUUCUGAAGGCCGGGCACAUGGUAAGCUGUGCUUGUUUCGAAUUAAUCCAACGAUCACCCCAUGACGGACAUAAUAUUCAGUGUACAGAUUGGCACACCUCUGUUAUACAAUACCUGGUGGUCAUAGUUACGGCACACCAUAACUGCCUUCAGGAAAUACUCCUCACAUGCAGCACCUAUCUGACACCCUAUUAUUCAAACUACCAAAUUCACACACGUCACCCAUCUUUUACCCACAUAAUGUCUCUAUAUACAGCACCGCACAUUGGUCACCACCCUUGUACCAACAUCACACAUGACACCUAUUGGCCAUAGUGCGCACAGCACAUACUAUGCCUGCUUGCCACAUCUGUUCUUCUUCUCAACGUAUAACUUAUUUUGUUUAUGUAUAUAGAUUCCUUCGGAUCAGGGUCAAGUUGCCUUGAAAAUGCUCAGGAUGAUCAUCAGCAAGAAAUAGCAGGAGUGAAUCGUGUCCGUUAAGGGUUGGCUGUCUGGGAGUGAUAGUGCUGGGCGAGCAGUGGAGCAGAGCUCUCUGUUUUCAUAGAUCAUUCAAUUUUCAAUGAUUCUUGCUUUUGUGCCUUAUUAUGAAUUACACGAAGGAAGCCACUAAAAUGAUCAAUCGUUACUCAGUAUUGCACUUAAAUUUUAUUGUUGAGCUUAAACUGAAUGCGUUUCUAUUGCUGGUCAAUGUUUCAUAGCAUGUCACUAUUCACAAGCAAUCAUCGGGUAUUUGCAGAGUGAGUCAAUGCUUCUAUUGGAUAUAUUGUUAAAAACCGGUUAUGGAGAAUUUCAAAUGAGGAAACUUUUUUGUACUAAUAAAGGUAAAUAAACCUUGUGAAGAAACCCCCCUGUUCCCUAUGUUAUUUACUGUUUGCAUUACCUUUUUAUCCUCUAUUUGCUGCCUAUUGCAUUCGGUAGAUGAAACUACCGAACAAGGACCACCCUCUGGCUCAUUAAACAUCAAAGGUUUAGGUGAAAUUGCCACCUCUGUCUGUGCGGCCAGCGUUCGUUAGUUGAAUGCCAUGUGGCAGAGAAAACCACGGCCAUCUUUGUUCAUGCGAACAAAGGCAGCGGGACCUGGUCGGCGAUUGCAUGGAACUGUUUUACGGACACUCGACUUCCCGAACACCGGUCCCAAACAGAUGAACGCUGGAACUCUAUUUACCGAAUAGCUAGAAGAGCGCUAUUCGGUACUUUGGUGCAUUCGACAGAGGGGCACGAACGCUGCUAGGAGCCAGAGGGAUCAAUUCUGUAUUUUUAUCAUUUUUAUGUUUUUCGAAAGUGACAGGCAAAACCCACCAAAUUCGUGGAACUGUUUUGGGCAUGCAGCCCAGGGUGAGCCGGUCACACAAGACUUCCAUAAAAUUUGCGAACCCCUGAAUCGAUCUGGGUGAAAUUCGAAUAUGUUGGUCACCCAGAUCAGGGCUAUCAGGGGACACAUUUAUGGGGAUACCCCCAGUAUAAAGGGGUGUUCUGAAAGUUGGGGAAAAUGAUUUUUCAGCCCGGAGCUAAUUAAGUUACUAUUUUAUCAGACUAAAUUAUGUCCUGGGCUAGAGGAGGGAAUUGUGGGUGUGUUAACGUUUUGCUGCCUGUGAUUGGUAAUUGUUUGUCCCUCCCUGAGGGCUGUCCCCUUGCAUGGGGACUUGCAUAAAAGCUGUGUGUACCCAUUAAAGGACAGUUCAUUUUGUACUCUUCUUCUUGACUUCGGCUGAUGUUUGG